AUGUUUACUCGUGAAUGGUGGGCCAAGCGCCGGCUCAAGGUGCAAGACGACAAGACGACCAAAGCUGCCGAGUUGACAUUGCGGCAGUCCAUAUUUCCCAUCUUCCUCGUCACCAUCCUCUUUUUCCUCUGGGGCUUUUCAUAUGGUCUUCUUGACACCCUGAACAAGCACUUUCAGGAAGUUCUUGAGAUUACAAGGGCGAGAUCUGCAGGUCUACAGGCUGCUUACUUUGGUGCCUACCCUCUUGCAUCGCUUGGCCACGCAGCAUGGAUUCUUCGCCACUACAGCUACAAGGCCGUCUUCAUCUGGGGUCUUUUCCUCUACGGAGUCGGAGCCCUGCUAUGUAUCCCCGCCAUUCUGGGCCGGUCCUUUGCCGGCUUCUGCAUGGGCAUCUUUAUCAUCGGUAACGGCCUCGGCUCGCUCGAGACGGCGGCAAACCCUUUCAUCACUGUCUGCGGCCCGCCCCGCUACUCAGAGAUGCGCAUCAACCUGUCCCAGGCCUUCAACGGAAUCGGGACCGUUAUCGCCCCCAUCAUGGGCUCAUACGUCUUCUUCCGCGCCCUCGACGACGAGUCUGCCCUGCGCAACGUCCAAUGGGUCUAUCUCGCCAUCGCCUGCUUCGUCUUCUUUCUUGCCGUCAUCUUCCUCCUCAGCGACAUCCCCGAGAUCACCGACGCCGACAUGGCUCGUCAGGCAGAGGAGACCCACGCAGGUGAAAGCGAUCAGCCGUUCAGGAAGCAGUACCGCCUCUUCCACGCUGCCUUUGCCCAGUUCUGCUACACCGGCGCCCAGGUCGCCGUCGCAUCCUUCUUCAUCAACUAUGCGGUCGAGACCCGUCCUGGCACCGACUCAGCCGUAGGCGCUCAGCUCUUCGCAGGUGGUCAGGCCGCUUUCACCGUAGGGCGCUUUUCUGGAGUUCUCUUUAUGCACUUCUUCAAGCCACGCCUUGUCUUUGGCGCCUACCUCGCCUCAGUCUGCAUCUUCCUGAUACCGGCCAUCCUCGUGCGCGGUAACGCUGCCGUUGUCAUGCUUUUCAUCGUCCUCUUUUUCGAAUCCAUUUGCUUCCCCACCAUCGUCGCCCUGGGAAUGCGUGGACUGGGCCGCCAUUCAAAGCGCGGUUCCGGACUGAUAGUCGGUGGUGUGCUCGGUGGCGCUGUUGUCCCACCCCUGACUGGUGCUGUGGCUGACAUGCACAGCACCCCGACCGGCAUGGUGGUGCCGUUGGCUUUUAUGCUAGCCGCCAUUACGUACGCUGUUGCCGUCAACUUCCACCCCUGGUACCGUGACACGGCCGAUGCCUUCACUGCUGCGGAGAUCGGCAUCAAGCCAAGCACCGAGGGCGACGAGGCGCUCGAGAAGGGCGUGAUUCAUGAUCACGAGGAGAAGCGCACGGAGGAGAAGAGGGUCGAGGCCGCUAUGGCCAACCCCUUGUGA
Pyricularia pennisetigena is the source of this 1434-nucleotide messenger RNA. RefSeq lists its product as uncharacterized. The record is from RefSeq and is a predicted model, not a curated record. The transcript is spliced from 3 exons. Gene Ontology annotation, molecular function: transmembrane transporter activity. NCBI's taxonomy places the organism in Eukaryota, Fungi, Ascomycota, Sordariomycetes, Magnaporthales, Pyriculariaceae. Gene Ontology annotation, biological process: transmembrane transport. The coding region runs from base 1 to 1434 and encodes 477 amino acids.